This is a messenger RNA of Octopus bimaculoides (California two-spot octopus), 1269 nucleotides long. RefSeq lists its product as uncharacterized. Gene Ontology annotation, cellular component: nucleus. Gene Ontology annotation, biological process: regulation of transcription by RNA polymerase II. NCBI's taxonomy places the organism in Eukaryota, Metazoa, Mollusca, Cephalopoda, Octopoda, Octopodidae. Gene Ontology annotation, molecular function: DNA-binding transcription factor activity, RNA polymerase II-specific; RNA polymerase II transcription regulatory region sequence-specific DNA binding. The record is from RefSeq and is a predicted model, not a curated record.
AUGGAAGAUGUUAUUCACUCGAACGCUUCUAACUCAGCUGUUUUUGAGACAGAUUCAGUAACAGAGAUUGACAGUGGUGAGGAAUAUUUAUGUAGUGAAAUAUUUACUAAACAAAGAACAUUACACGGAAACAUUUCUGAUUAUCCCUGUGAGAUUUGUAGGAAAACGUUCUCUUCAGAACGUGAAGUCUUUGCACACAAACAAAUACACAGCGAAACGGAAAAACCCUUUCACUGUGAAAUAUGUGGGAAAUCUUUUUCUAAUAAUUCGAAAUUUGUUAUUCACAGUCGUAGUCACAGAGGAGAUAAACUUUAUAGUUGUGAAAUUUGUGGUAAAUCAUUUAUGAAAAAUAGUAAUCUAACAACACACAAAAGGAUACACACCAGAGAAAAACCAUUUCACUGUGAAAUAUGUGGCAAAACUUUCAUUAAUAAUUCAAAACUUGUUGUCCACAAUCGUAUUCAUACUGGAGAAAAGCCCUUUCAUUGUGAUGUUUGUGGCAAGUCUUUCGUCUCUAACAGUAUUUUAAAAAGACAUCAAAUGAUACAUUCUGGAGAAAAACUAUUUCACUGUGAGGUAUGUGGAAAAUCUUUUAUUGAUAAUUCAAAACUCAUUAUACAUAACCGAAGUCACAGUGGAGAGAAACCUUAUCAUUGUGAUAUCUGUGGAAAAUCUUUUGUUUCCAAUAGUAUUUUAACUCGACACAAAAUUAUACACAGUGGAGAAAAAGCAUUUCAUUGUGAGAUAUGUGGAAAAUCGUUUAGGAAAAACAUUCACAUUAGAAUACAUACUGGAGAGAAGCCUUACAGUUGUGAAGUGUGUGAGAAGUCAUUUAUCACAAAUAGUGAUUUGACAAAACAUAGAAGAAUACAUACUGGAGAGCUGCUACACUGUGAAACCUGUGGGAAAGCUUUCACCACUAACAGUCACCUGAAAACACACAAACAAGUACACACGGGAGAAAAAUUGUUCCACUGUGAAAUUUGUGGGAAAUCGUUCUCUGUGAAUUCAAGUCUUGUUAUUCACGUACGUAGUCACACUGGAGAAAAGCCAUAUCAUUGUGACGUGUGCGGGAAGUCGUUUAUGGUCAACAGUGACUUGACAAAGCACAAAAGGAUACAUACUGGAGAAAAUUUGUUUCACUGUGAAAUCUGUGGUAAAUCUGUCACUGAAAGAUCCAAGCUCGUUAUCCACAAACGUACUCACACCGGAGAAAAGCCUUAUGACUGUGAAAUCUGUGUUAUGAUUAAUGAGAUUGUGUUUCUGUAA